AUGGUGCAUCUUAGCGACGCCGAGAAGGCUCUUGUCAAUGGCAUUUGGUCCAAGGUGGACGUAGAUAAACUCGGUGGUCAGGCUCUGGGCUGUCUGCUGAUUGUAUACCCAUGGACUCAGAGGUUCUUUGACUCCUUUGGGGACCUGUCCUCUGCUGAUGCUAUCAUAAAAAAUCCCAAGGUGGCAGCCCAUGGCAAGAAAGUAGUGAACUCCUUCAGUGAGGGCAUGAAGCAUCUUGACCUUCUGUCCAACCUCGAUCACUCUGCCAGCCAAAUUAAUGUGUCUUAUCUUUCUCCUCAGCUCCUGGGCAACGUGAUAGUGCGUGUGAUAGCUCGCCACCUUGGAUCCGAAUUCACCCCACAGGCACAGGCUGCUUUCCAGAAGGUGGUGACUGGUGUGGCCAACGCCUUGGCUCACAAGUACCACUAA
Molecule: messenger RNA, 429 nt
Organism: Elephantulus edwardii (Cape elephant shrew)
Lineage: Eukaryota; Metazoa; Chordata; Mammalia; Macroscelidea; Macroscelididae
Product: hemoglobin subunit beta-like
Exons: 3
Coding region: 1-429 (142 amino acids)
Biological process (GO): hydrogen peroxide catabolic process; oxygen transport
Cellular component (GO): haptoglobin-hemoglobin complex; blood microparticle; hemoglobin complex
Molecular function (GO): oxygen carrier activity; organic acid binding; oxygen binding
Source: RefSeq, a predicted model, not a curated record